UAAUGAAGUUGUCUGCAAAACAAACUACAUAAUACAAGAUAACUCAAAAGGUUACUUUAAAGAAAAACAAACAAAGCAAUACACAAAAGAAAACCUUGUAAUUGGUAGAACCCAGCAAGGUAAUCACUGACAUCAUCCAGCCAUUUAAGCAGGAAGUACUGGGCCGGCCCCUCCCAUGCUCCUGCCCUGCUGCAGAUCUACAAGAAGAAAUGAUGAUCCGUGCUGGUGGAUUCGAAUACUCCCCAGGAACUCUUCACAUCUACUCAGACAAUCUCCUCACUCUUCCUGCCAUCAUUGGCAUUGGAGGGGGCGGUGGGCUGCUCCUCUUGGUGAUCAUCGCUGUUUUGAUAGCCUACAAGAGGAAGUCGAGAGACGCGGACCGCACCCUGAAGCGCCUCCAGCUCCAGAUGGACAACCUGGAGUCACGAGUGGCCUUGGAGUGUAAAGAAGCUUUCGCUGAGCUCCAGACAGACAUCCACGAACUGACCCAGGAACUGGACGGCGCAGGGAUUCCCUUCUUGGACUAUCGCACAUACGCAAUGAGAGUCCUGUUCCCUGGAAUUGAGGAUCAUCCUGUGCUUAAGGAGAUGGAGGUACGGGUCCAAGCCAAUGUUGAGAAGGCACUCACGCUGUUUGGCCAGCUGUUGACCAAGAAGCACUUCCUGCUGACAUUCAUACGUACACUUGAGGCUCAAAGGUCGUUUUCUAUGCGGGAUCGAGGCAACGUGGCAUCUCUGAUCAUGACGGCCCUGCAGGGGGAGAUGGAGUACGCCACAGGGGUCCUGAAACAACUGCUGUCUGAUCUGAUAGACAGAAACCUGGAGAGCAAAAAUCACCCCAAACUGCUGCUCAGGAGAACGGAGUCUGUUGCUGAAAAGAUGCUAACCAACUGGUUUACUUUCCUCCUGUACAAGUUCCUCAAGGAGUGCGCCGGCGAGCCUCUGUUCAUGCUGUACUGUGCCAUCAAGCAGCAGAUGGAGAAGGGACCCAUUGACGCCAUCACAGGAGAAGCCCGCUACUCCCUCAGCGAGGACAAACUCAUCAGGCAACAGAUUGACUACAAAACACUGACGCUGCACUGCGUUAACCCGGAGAAUGAAAACGCCUCAGAGGUGACGGUCAAGUGUCUGAACUGUGACACCAUCACUCAGGUCAAGGAGAAGUUGCUUGAUGCCGUGUACAAAGGCAGCCCUUACUCACAAAGACCAAAGGCGUCUGAUAUGGAUCUUGAAUGGCGUCAGGGUCGAAUGGCCAGAAUCAUUCUGCAGGAUGAAGACGUCACGACCAAGAUCGACAACGACUGGAAAAGACUCAACACGCUAGCUCACUAUCAGGUAACAGAUGGCUCAGUGAUCGCCCUGGUGCCAAAGCAGAACUCUGCGUACAACAUCUCCAACUCCUCCACCUUCACAAAGAGCCUCAGCAGAUACGAGAGCAUGCUGAGGACGGCCAGCAGUCCGGACAGCCUGCGGUCCAGAACGCCAAUGAUCACACCAGACCUGGAGAGCGGCACCAAACUGUGGCAUUUGGUGAAGAACCACGACCACUCGGACCAGAGGGAAGGGGACCGAGGGAGCAAGAUGGUCUCUGAGAUUUACCUGACCAGGCUGCUGGCCACGAAGGGUACAUUACAGAAGUUUGUGGAUGACUUGUUUGAGACCAUCUUCAGCACGGCUCACAGAGGCAGCGCGCUGCCGCUGGCCAUCAAGUACAUGUUCGACUUUCUGGACGAGCAAGCCGACAAGCACUCCAUCACAGAUUACGACGUACGGCACACCUGGAAGAGCAACUGUCUUCCUCUGCGGUUCUGGGUGAACGUGAUUAAGAACCCUCAGUUUGUAUUCGACAUCCAUAAAAACAGCAUCACAGACGCCUGCCUGUCCGUCGUGGCUCAAACCUUCAUGGACUCGUGUUCGACGUCAGAGCACAAACUGGGGAAAGAUUCGCCUUCAAAUAAGCUCCUCUACGCUAAAGAUAUCCCCAACUACAAGAGCUGGGUGGAGAGAUAUUACUCGGAUAUUUCCCGUAUGCCAGCAAUCAGCGAUCAGGACAUGAGUGCCUACUUAGCGGAGCAGUCGCGCCUGCACCUCGACCAGUUCAACAGCAUGUCUGCUCUGCAUGAGAUCUACACCUACAUCAUCAAAUACAAAGACGAGAUCCUGUCGGCGCUCCAGAAGGAUGAGCAGUCCCGCAGGCAGCGGCUACGCGGCAAGCUAGAGCAGGUCAUUGACACAAUGGCCCUGGCCAGCUGAGGGCCAGCCAAUCAGACACCUCAACUAGUGCAGAACUUGGCUUAAUCCACACGCCUUUCCCUCUCCACGUCUGACAUCCAUUUCCAUUCACAAAGUUUUGAAAUCUGUUGUCGCCACGCUCGCAAACCUCCCCUCCUCCUCACAGCGGUGGGAAUGAGGCUGGAGGGAGACGGGCGACGCAGCGGCACGCCGGAGGGACAGCAGAAUGUUUGGUCACCACACUUAGUUUUACUUUCUUCUGAGGCGCAAUUCUUACUCUGAUCAACCAAAUCAAAUGCAACUCCUAGCCUCAGCUAAUGUGGACCUAAGCUUAAACAGGUGGGCUGGAAAAAAAAAAAAAAAAAAAAAAAUGGUUUAGCCGGAGCUGGAACCCCUGCGGGGAAGGUACAGGCCACCGCUUGGUAUCUUUCCACUGCCACAGCAACGGUUCAGACUGUGAGUCAUCGAAAAUCCAGGAGAUUUCAUCACUCUACUUGAUCCCCUUUCUGUUGCUGUUCUCCGUAGGGAGCAGGAGAGACGAAACAUCAGGGACUCUGCAGAAUGGUGGCAGGACAUCCUGGCAGAGAUUUACUUAGACGUUUCAGGAAGCCGCAGAAACGAUGGGGACGGAGGACCGACCCGAGAACGUCCCCCGUUUCCGGUUUGGACUCUCCACGUCUCUAUCGGCGCAAAAAACAAAAAAACAACAACAAAAAACAAAACACGCCUCUGAAGUCCAACGAAAACGCCGUUAUGCUGCGUUUAAUUUGUCAUUGCAUCUGAUUCUUUUCUCUCCCCAGUGCUGUGCCACUUGUGUUACUGCUGAAUUUGCACAACAAAAGCUAAAUCAAAAGAGAGAAGAGGAUAUAUGAUUAAAUAUAUAUAUAUAUAUAUAGAUAUAUAAAUACAACCCUUUGUUUUUAAAACGAAUCAAAAAGUUGAACUUUUUUCCUCCAUUUCAAUGUACAAAAGAUGUUUCAGAAAAUUUGAUAUUUCCUAGAUGAAAAACAAACAAAAAAAAGAUUAUGAAAACAAGGAAAAAGUCGUCUUGUGCCAUGUUUUACUUUGAAUGUCGUUUAGUGCAGAGAGACUUCUUUUUGUUAGAUAAAAUGUGCUAAUUUGAUCAUGUUGUCAUGCUUAGUGACUGCGAGUUUUAAAAACAGGUAAAUGGCAGAAAUAUAAGAAUAUAUUACAGACGCUCUCUGUUACCUGAGUUCUUGGCGACCGUUGUGUGCUGUGGCUCCGAGGAGCGUAAAAAGACAAACGAUGUCUGGAAGCCACCGAUGAGCCAAACCAACCUACAGAGCUUUUGUGUUUGCUUUUUUUUGUUUUGUUUUCUUAGAGAAACCAAAUAGAUCAGGAUCAGCCGUUUUAGACGAGUUGCUGGUGUUGAAGGCGGCCUCAUGCUGUGCCGUAGACCUGGAGGCAGUAGGUGGGUAUCUACACAGAUCCCUGGCACACUGUGCUGUGUAACUUCUAGGUCUUGUUUUCUAGACCUCCCCUCUCGUCUGAAGCGAUUUAUGGGCCCUCGCCCGCUCCACUGAAGGAUAGUUUUGCUGUGCACAGAAAAGUGAAUCAGUUUUGUCAAAGUCUGCAGUAAAGCCUGUAAAACUUAAAAGGCCCUUUUUUUUCAACUGUGAAUGUGGUUUUUCAAAAAGAUAAUGAAAUGUAGCUUGAAAUAUGUGAGUGUUUUUGUACAAGUUGAAGGCCUUUUUCUUUAUGUUUUCUGUAGUUCUUAUAGAGGUAAAAAGAACUUAAAAAAACAUCCUGAUAUUUUUUCUUGCACAGUUUUCUGAAGCACAUUAACUUUGAGUGCUUUGAAAGUCAUUUUGUUGGUUUGCAUCUUGUUCUGCUUCCGGUGCGGUUUCUACAGAGGGACGGAAAACGGAGGGAAAGGGUUGAAACUGUUCACAAAGUUCAAACAUAACAAACUCAGCCAUCCAUCAACAGACAAUACAAAUCACAAAAUUAGAUCCCACAAAUAUGUUAAUUUUACUGGACUCUUUAGAGUUGUUGGCGCCUCUGGUAAUAGUAUGUAAAAAGCUUUAAAAGAAAUUCAUCUUUUAUUGCAGUAAUUUGGUCCCACAUUCAUUUUUUGGGGAAAAAUCUAUUUACGUUACCAGCAUAUUAUGUUUUGUGUUGGGAAUAACAAAUAAUUCCCAAAAGUUAUUUCUUGGUAAUGUUUUAACUCUCCACAUGGGAUUUGCGUGGGAGAAACCUUUACUCUGGAACCCGUUAAAAACAAGCCAAGCCAUGAUUUACACAAUUAAAUUCAACAAUGAAACACUUUCCCAGCUUAGAAAAAAAACAUUGCUGUGUGGACAGGAACUAAGAAGAGUCAUCUUGGGGUCAUCAAGUCUCUAUAACAACCAAUAAACUGUGAUCUGCUUCCCACUUGGUGAUUUGGAAAGUAUUCUAUGAUGUUCACUUUACCGUCCAAACCCACCAGUAAAUGGUGGAGCUGCCAAAAAGCUAAACAUGUGACAUGACAAAGUAUUCACAGCAGGUGCUUAAAUAAUUGUGGCACCCAUUAAUUUGAUAAAAAGGUUUUUAUUUUAUUUUUCUCAUUAAAUACAUUUACUCAAA
Messenger RNA from Poecilia latipinna (sailfin molly), 4817 nucleotides. Its product is annotated as plexin-A1. Gene Ontology annotation, molecular function: semaphorin receptor activity. Lineage: Eukaryota; Metazoa; Chordata; Actinopteri; Cyprinodontiformes; Poeciliidae. Gene Ontology annotation, biological process: regulation of cell migration; semaphorin-plexin signaling pathway. The transcript has 15 exons. The record is from RefSeq and is a predicted model, not a curated record. Bases 210 to 2252 code for a protein of 680 amino acids. Gene Ontology annotation, cellular component: semaphorin receptor complex; plasma membrane.